AUGACCCACGGCUGUCACAUGACCCACGGCUGUCACAUGACCCACGGCUGUCACAUGACCCACGGCUGUCACAUGACCCACGGCUGUCACAUGACCCACGGCUGUCACAUGACCCACGGCUGUCACAUGACCCACGGCUGUCACAUGACCCACGGCUGUCCAAUCAGGGCUCAUGACCAGAACAAGUACUUUGACUGGCGCACAGAGUACUUUGACUGGCGCACAGAGUACUUUGACUGGCGCACAGAGUACUUUGACUGGCGCACAGAGUACUUUGACUGGCGCACAGAGUACUUUGACUGGCCCACAGAGUACUUUGACUGGCGCACAGAGUACUUUGACUGGCGCACAGAGUACUUUGACUGGCGCACAGAGUACUUUGACUGGCGCACAGAGUACUUUGACUGGCGCACAGAGUACUUUGACUGGCACAGAAGUACUUUGACUGGCGCAGAGUACUUUGACUGGCGCACAGAGUACUUUGACUGGCGCACAGAGUACUUUGACUGGCGCACAGAGUACUUUGACUGGCGCACAGAGUACUUUGACUGGCGCACAGAGUACUUUGACUGGCGCACAGAGUACUUUGACUGGCGCACAGAAUACUUUGACUGGCGCACAGAGUACUUUGACUGGCGCACAGAGUACUUUGACUGGCGCACAGAGUACUUUGACUGGCGCACAGAGUACUUUGACUGGCGCACAGAGUACUUUGACUGGCGCACAGAAUACUUUGACUGGCGCACAGAGUACUUUGACUGGCGCACAGAGUACUUUGACUGGCGCACAGAGUACUUUGACUGGCGCACAGAGUACUUUGACUGGCGCACAGAGUACUUUGACUGGCGCACAGAGUACUUUGACUGGCGCACAGAAUACUUUGACUGGCGCACAGAGUACUUUGACUGGCGCAGUGAGCAGGAUCCUGACACUGCGACACUGUCUCUGAGAGCGAGGCGGGAACCACCUAGAACCAAACCACCAUAG
Messenger RNA from Knipowitschia caucasica, 987 nucleotides. The record is from the annotation of a GenBank genome assembly. NCBI's taxonomy places the organism in Eukaryota, Metazoa, Chordata, Actinopteri, Gobiiformes, Gobiidae.